Scleropages formosus (Asian bonytongue) is the source of this 3047-nucleotide messenger RNA. RefSeq names its product tumor necrosis factor receptor superfamily member 11A-like. The coding region runs from base 292 to 1950 and encodes 552 amino acids. The transcript is spliced from 10 exons. Gene Ontology annotation, biological process: response to interleukin-1; positive regulation of bone resorption; multinuclear osteoclast differentiation. Lineage: Eukaryota; Metazoa; Chordata; Actinopteri; Osteoglossiformes; Osteoglossidae. Gene Ontology annotation, molecular function: cytokine binding; tumor necrosis factor receptor activity. The record is from RefSeq and is a predicted model, not a curated record. Gene Ontology annotation, cellular component: membrane; external side of plasma membrane.
CCGCGCGCGCAGUCGACGGGAGCGGCCAGUGGCUGAGGGUCGCCGAAGGGGGCAUGCGGCACCGCCAGCGGCGCGCACACGCACUCGCACAGAUACGCACAUACGCACGCGGCGCACGGUGCGAUAACAGCGCUGGCACACACACACCCGUGCGGGCAGCGUGCUGGAACAGACACCCCGCUGCGAGCGUUCCGCGGACAACAUCAUCGCCGAGGUCGGACACGCGGUGAGACGCACCGCUCCGCUGUCACACACACACACACACACGCACACGCACACGCACACGGGGACAUGAGGGUGCUAUCCUCCACACUGCGGAUACCCCGCGCCUGGAUCUCACACCUGGUGAUCGCCGCCUGCGCACAGGUUGCAUCCCCGAGACCAACGUGCUCCUCGGGACUGUAUGCUAAUAACAGAUGCUGUCGCAGGUGUGACCCAGGAACGUACCAGUUUGCGCAAUGCACGGCUGACGAGGAAACGAAAUGCCGUCCGUGCGGCCAGAACGAGUACCUACCGUACGCUAAUAAUGAGUCGAAGUGCUUGCUGCAGAAGAUCUGUGAUCCAGUAAAGGGCUUCAUCCAGGAAUCCAGGGUGAACCGCACUGCUGCGGUCCCGUGCCGCUGUAAGCCAGGGUACCAGUGCUCACUCAUCAACUGCGAGUUCUGUGUGAAGAUAGAAAAGUGUCAGCCUGGAUUUGGAUUUGUGACGAACGAGGGCAAGGGUACGGGGACCUGUUUGCCGUGCAAAAAUGGGUAUUACUCCAACAUCUCCUCCACUGAGCCCUGCAAGCCUUGGACAGACUGCAAAGUCCUCGGAAAAACUGAAAAACAGCCCGGCAGCGAUAAAAGUGACUCUCAGUGUGGGGCCAUCAUUACUGGUGCCUCCAGUUUGUGGGUUGUCGUCGCUGUGCUGUCGCUGUUAGUUUUAGUGUCGCUGGUCGUCCUGUUCUUGCUUUGCUGCAAGGAGAAGUUAAAGCCUCUCUCAGGAAACUUACGGACCUGUGUGCAGAACCUCAAGCAAAGCAGGGUGCAGCAGGAGAUGGCGCCUUACAGCAGCCCCAGCGGGCCUCUGAACCGCAGCCUUUUACACGAGGGGAACCUCCACGACGCCUCGGACGUCGGCCCCGGUGACCGUGCCCCGGCCGCCAAGCUCGCCGUGGCUGGAGAAAGCUGCAGGUUGGCGCCCGCAGAGGCCAAGAGCGAGCCUCCGUCGUACUCCGGAUCCGCACCCUGCAGCUGCGCGUUCCCCGUGAGGGGCCCCUUGGAGGUGGGCGAGAACGAAGACUGCAGCCAGGCGGUGGCCCCCGGGGUCUGUUCCUGCGGAGCGGAGACCGUGCAGAAGCGGCCCCCCUGCGAGGACUGCCGGGCGGAACCGCAAGGGUCGUGCGACCCCGGCCGGGACCCCGGGGUUCAAGUGACGGGUCGUGGCGGAGAACGGCCCGGCACCCGAACGGACGGGGACGACAGACAGAACGAGCCCUGCUGCUGCAGCGAGGACUCCACCACGGGGCCCCUGCUGUCCCUGGAGUGCGAGGAGGACGCGGGGCGCUCCCCCCAGGGUGGCAGCGAGCGAAAGCUGCCCGCUUGCGGGAUUUCGAAUGACCCCGUGCCGCUGCACGCCGCGCAAAGUUUAGACACACCGAUGGCCUCUGGCCGCGUGUCUGGGAACAACAACACGGCGUUCAUCUCCAGCGGGCAGGUGAUGAACUUCAGCGGGGACGUCAUCGUCGUGUACGUCAGCCAGGGCUCCCAGGGUGCCGGGGAGACCCAGGAGGAGGCUUUCGGAAACCCCGUCCAGGAGGAAUCUGGCGACGGGGCCUUCAGGGCGCAGAGCAAAGCCGACGCCGGCGCCCCCUUGCGAGACCCGGCGCUCCGGUACCCUCCGGCCACACAGAGAAGCUUACCUGUCCAGGAGGAGAGCAACGAGUGGCCCCAGCACAAACUGCUGUAAAAAUAAUUUUAAAAAAGAACUAAAGCCGGUGCCCUGAGGACAGCAUGCGGCCAGUACUACCUGGAUUUACUCUCCUUUUGUAAUAUAGAUAUUCUUCUGUUCAGGGUAUGUUGAUGUAUUCGUAUAAAUGCUAUGCAUUUGUUUAAACUUAGAUUUUGCGUGUGCGCGUGUGUGCACUUAGGAGCAUUGAAAAAGCCCUGUUCAAAAGGCAGACUAAUGUUCCAGAUUGAAAUAAGCGUGUCGUGAUGUACAUUCCCAACUGGAAUUGAAAUGUAUUAGCUUGUUCUUCUGGUGAGAGGGGAAGUCGGGCCAAGGAAUGGCGCAAAAGAGCGCGGAGAGACACGCAUCGAGCGGGAAAAGUAGUAACGACACGUUUAACAGUAUGGAGGGGUAUGAGGGAACCUAACAGAGCGACAGCCCCUAAAGUUGGAACGGGAAAGAAAUGCCCCCUGGGAGAUACCCGCUGACAACUGGAGGCCUGCCACACACCCCUCCCACCCUCCGAGCAGCUCGAGUUCUUGCAUUCUCACUAGUCUUGUGUUUUUCAUGCAAUUUGGUAUUUUCUGAAAUAACAUAAAAUACAUUGAAAAGGACAUAGAGACCAGGCAACAGUGACUGGUGUAUCAGAGUUUAAUUUCCAAAUUAAAAAUUUGCUGUAUGUAUAGUUGACGCAAGGCCUUCCAAAGUGUCUGUCAUUUGUGAGAGGAGGCAGUGCUUCUUUUUUUUUUUUUUUUUUUUUUUCUUUUUUUUUUUUUUAACUACGGGUCUUCAGCGGCUGGACUGCAGCCUGCAGAAAUGCGUGUAGGAGUGUGUGUUAGUGACUGAGAGCUCAUGAGAAGCCCGGCUCUCGUAAGCGUCACGUGAACAACAUCGGCUUCCCCUUCAGUCAUGAAGAAAGAUCAGCUUUUAAAUCCCUGAACUGCAUUACAAGGUGUGUGGUAUAGUGAGAAAUAAAAUAUAAGUGUAAGAAUUUAAGCAAGAAAGCCCAGUGUGACUCCAGCAACAUACUGGCCGAGCUCAGUUUUGUCAUGGAUUAUUUUCAACGAAAUGUUUGAAUUCUAAUAAAGCAUUGUGUAUUUUGUCAUUGCUUUGGAGAA